CAAGAAACAACAGGUCUUCGGAUUGCAACAGCGGGGGCCGAAGCCAUGGGACAAUUCGGCGAAGUACUAGGUUGACAACAAGGUCGUUAUGGAACGUAAUGUUCCAGGCUUCGUGCGGUCAAGCAGCUUCGACAUACUUGCGCUUGUGCUUGCGAUCCCAGCUGGCAUUUUAUGUUUCGUUAUCCAGAUUAUGGCGGCGUGCGGUACACACACAUAAGGCACAACGGGCCUCCUCUGUCGAUUUCUGGAGCGAAGUCUGCAUCAAUUUGUCGUGGCUCUUUGCGGUCGUUCUGAUUCUUCGAUUCGUGCUUGCACUCAGGGGCCUUUGCUUGAAAUCCGAGGAAGCCCAGCCUCCACGCGCUGGCAUAGCUGUGAGAUGUUUUUUUGGUGCGGACCUUGUGUCUACGGUCCCUGUUUGGUUACAUGUACUUAGUUGGUCGAGCGUCACUUCGCUGGUACCUCGUCGGACGGGGGGGAGCGGGGGAGGCAAGCGGGCGGCGGGCGCGCGAGACAGGCUGCACAGCGUGAUUUUACGAAACAGGAAGAUUCAGGCGAUGAGCUGGUGUCGAUGAACGUUCCCCUGCAGGUACGCGGAGGAGGAGGCCGCAGACGCGAUGGAGGAGAGCUGCGUGGACGACCCGAGCUGGAUGGACAUGGACGGCGAUACCUGCGAGGUGUACUCGGAGUACAUCAAGUCUGGCAAGAUGUCACUCGAGACCGCCUGCGGCUACAACGACGGGGAGGCCCGGCGCAGCUGCCGCCGCAGCUGCGGUGGGUGCGACGGGGCUCCGCCGCGCGGGCAGUGCCGUGACGCGGCCUGCGUCGUCAAGUGGAGGCUGGAGUACGGCAGGUGCUUCGCCUGCGACCAGUGGCCGUCCCGCUGCGGCGAUCCCGACUUCGCCGCCGACUGCCCGAAGACCUGUGGCACCUGUGCGCCCUCUUCGGAGGAGACGGAGGACGAGUCCGAGGGUCUGGUGGUCGUGCCGCAGACGAGCCGGGCGCCCGAGACAACCACCACGCGGCCGCCCGCCGCCGCGCCCGCCCCCUGCAAAGACCACGACUGCGUGGACCACUGGCUGAAGAAGACCGGGGAGUGCUACCACUGCGAGGAGUUCGCGGAGGCCUUCUGCGGCCGCGACGAGGAGUUCAUGGAGGCCUGCCCCAGGAGCUGCAAGAUGUGCACGCCGAACGGGGAGCCCGGCUGCGAGGACAACUUCAGCCCGCACACGUGCAGGCGCCUUGCGGCCUGGCAGUGGUGCGGCAACGGCCACGUCGCGGAGCACUGCCGGGCAUCGUGCGGCCUCUGCCCCGCCCUGCCCGAGGGGUCGGAAGGCCCCGCGCCGUGGAGCGGGCCAGGGUCGCGGUGCUCCCGGCCAGGCGCCUCUGUGGCUUCGCUGCUGGCUCUGUUCGGAGCUGUGACGUGCCUCGUCCAUCACAGCCCCUGAGGCCCUCGGGGCGGCCUCGUCGGCGGUACUCGUUGGCACUCUGCCCCGGAGGCCCUCGGGGCUGCCCUGUCGGCGGUGCGCGUCGCGUCGGCACCCCCGUCGCCGCUGGAGGACUGCCUGGAAAAGGCAGUCUCCAUGGCCGCGGUUCACAGGGAGGAG
This is a messenger RNA of Prorocentrum cordatum, 1604 nucleotides long. The record is from the annotation of a GenBank genome assembly. Lineage: Eukaryota; Dinophyceae; Prorocentrales; Prorocentraceae.